This is a messenger RNA of Cuscuta campestris, 2067 nucleotides long. The record is from the annotation of a GenBank genome assembly. Lineage: Eukaryota; Viridiplantae; Streptophyta; Magnoliopsida; Solanales; Convolvulaceae.
AACGAAGACGAUUGCAUAGAUGGACCCGGCGACUUCCGUCCCGCACCACGUGGGAAUUUCGCUUCAGUCCAACAACGUAGCGACACCUGCGACUGACUACAGCGUCGCAGCGAACCGCCGGUAAACCAGUGAUGACGUCGGGACAGCAGCUCCGGCAGCCAGCGGCGGGUUCAGGCGACGCGACCUCACCCCCAGCGGCCGGCGCAGGCAAUCCUCUCCGGCGACUCCUCUCUCUGCUCCGGCGAUCUCUGCGAUUGUGGUGACCCAAUUCGCGAAUCAGCGACCUCCGUGCUCCUGCAACAAAGUUCGGGCAGCAGGCAGUUCCUGUCAGCAACAAUUGAGGGCGUUUCCAGCUCUGUCCAACGGGAGCUCCGAUGUUAGCAUCUGAGCUAUGUUCUCCGGAAUUGAAUCAAAUCAAAAUGAAUCGAGCUUGUAGCCUCCUUUUCCCCUUUGUUACACGUUGGUGGCUGUGGGAGAUUGAUUCUGGAAUCCAUCCUGAAGAGCAGUAUGACGGAGGAGAUGUAUGGACCAGGAAUUUAACAAGGCGCAAUGAUGUAUAUUCGUUCAUCCUUGAAGGAGACAUAUUUCAGGUUUUUUUUAAAACUCUACCAAGGUAUGCAUUCAAGUAUCGUAUGCAUUCAGAUCAUGGUGAUGUUUUCAAAGAUCAAUAGCUCACAAUGACUUGCUGCUCUAUUUGAAAAAUAGUGGUGGAGAAAUAAGCCAAACACCAUCUAAACGCCGCAAGCCCCAAAACCCAAGUUUAACUCCUUUCCUGUCAAUUCUUCCUACCGGCUGAAUCCAUCUUUUUCUUCCUUUUGCGCCUCAACCUCCCACGAAGAGGAGAUUUCCAGAACUUUGCUCGUGGAAUUCUAUAUUGAUUCCAUUUGUGUUUUGUUUGCCAAAUUAAUCGAGAUCAUUACAUGCCUUUGUGUCGGAAAUGAGGGAGUUGGGAUGACCAUCAAUGUCCACUGCGCCCUUGGCUCAACAAAUCAAACAAAGUGUAUUAUCACAAAUUUAACUUUGAUCGAUGGUCUAGAACUUGAGGGACUAAAUACAAUUCGUGUUCUUUGUUGAUCCUGUUCCACUUGCUUGGACUCCCUGAAUAUCUUUCUUCGCAUUGUUUAUCUCAGUUUUGAAAUGAACACUCAUCACAGGUUUGAAAUAAGAUGAAAUAAAUGACUUUCUAAUCUCUUGAUUCCCCGGAGAUUCAAAAACUUUCGUAAGCUAUGAUGAAGCACUAGAUUCAAGGUACAAAGGUUGCCCAGAUUUCUUGCAUACAUUGUGAUAUACCCGAGACCCGGGGUCUUAACGAGUUACUAUUUUGAGGAGGAAUUAAGGAGUGAUGCAGCCUUAGAUUGAGAGUUCUGGGACACGCAAUAAUCGAUUAUGGGAUUCGACAAUCGAUUAUGUAGUGAUGCUGCAAAACGAAGGAACUUCUGGGAUGCCGGAUAGUCGAUUGACACAAGUGUGAUAAUCGAUUAUUAGGUUGUAUGGCCUAGACGACGAGAAUUCAGAGGGACCAAACAAUCGAUUAUCAAAGUUGAUAAUCGAAUAUUGUGCUUCGCUGAUUAUUCCAGGAGUGUUCUGAAGGGUUAGAUAAUCGAUUAUUGAUGUGUGAUAAUCGAUUAUCAAGACAAUCAGGAUCUGAAAUCAGGGCAGACAAAAGUGGUGUUUGUGUGGGGAAUGGCUGGGAUUAAUAUGGGGAUGGUGAAGGAGUUCUUUUGGUGUUUUAUAUGAAGAAAAGAGUAAGAUUAAGAGGAGAAAUGGGAGGGUAUGAAAUGGAAGAAAAUCAGGGUUGGAUAAACCAAGUUGGUGUUAAGAGAUAUUACACACUCUUCUCCUAACUUGGGGUUGAAUCUAGUAUUCAAAUAAGAUAUAACACACUUAUUUAAAUAACUAGAACCUAAAACUCACACUUAAGGUAACCACCCUUAAGAUAUAGAAUUAGGGGUUUAAAAUAGCAAACACAUAAGUGUAUUACUGAUGGAAAUUUCAGAUUCAAAAGUGAGUUACAACAAUGGCCAAUGGCCGAUAUAAAUAAGCAAGCAAGAAAGGGGAAACUACCAA